AUGACCUAUCUUCAGGACGUUUACCAGCGAUUCCUGGCAAGCCCUCGGUCGGCCUCGCUGGCGGCCGACAUCUCGCUCAUCUACGUGACCUCCACCACCCAGUUCGACCAGCCAGAUGCCGUCAUCGCUCACCUGUCGCGACAAGCCAGCAUUGCCAAGAAGACGUCCGAGAACGUCCUCAGCGUCGUCGAGGGCACCCGCUCCUUGUGUUUGGAUAUCGAAACCACUGUCCGAUUCCUGGAGGGCGGCGGGGCCUGGCUCCCCUCGAUCGACGAUAAUUUCAUCGUCGAUCGCGUCGUCACGUUCCCCACGGUCCACAUUGUCAACUUCAAUUCCGAGAAUGAGAUUCAGCAGGUCCGCAUUUACUGGGACCAGGGCUCCCUGCUCAAACAGGUCGAGGUGAUCGGGGCGCGGGGUCGUACCUGGCCCAUUCGUGAUGCGAAGGACCAGAUCCGUUACAUCAAGGCUGCUGAUACUGCCAAGUCGGCUGCGCCGCCGUCGCACGGGGGCAAGACUAGCGACCUGCCGCGUCGACCGGCCUCCCCACAGAAGAGACACAUCAAGGAUCCAUAUGCGGCUGAUUCUCUGUUCGAUCUCUUGUCCCCCAGCAAGGCGGAUGUGGCACGGGAGCAACAGAACGAGUCUGCCCCUGCCGCGGCCGCGCGACCCGCUUCUGCCCAAAGGGAUGCUCCGGAGGCUGCCAGACCUUCCUCCCCCAAUAAGCGGAUAACCCGAGACCCGUACGCUCAAGAGUCCCUGUUUGACAUGCUGUCGCCGAACAAGGAAGCCGAGUCCCGUGAGCCAAUGCGCCCCUACGCUCCUUCGGCUGCGAGGCCUGCUGCACGUGCAUACGGCGAGCUGUUCGUCGGUGAUGAUGAGCCCAGUGUCCCCGACUCGCCAACCAGGUCGGCUGCUCCCAAGGCCGGUGCGGGUCGUUCGAACCCCAACCGGAUCUGGGGCGAUGAGGACGUGAUGCCUGACGAGCGCAAUCCGGGCGAGAAACGUGCGAUGUACAAGAGCGACCCCCGCAAGUACAGCCACUUCGAUAUUGGCGGUGAGCCCGUUGAGAACCAGGGGAAGGCAACCUCCCGAUCUGGCAAGUCGCGUCACCAGUCGCAGUGGGAUUUCAGUGACUUCACAACCCCUGAGAAGUCCGCCACGCGCGCUCCCCACUCCCAGGAAGUCCGCAAUUUCGGCUGGAGUGAUGAGGAUGAGGGCACCGAGGCGCCGCCACGCAAGCCCGCUGUCCCUCAGCCCCGUCGUGACGCUGAUAUUCACUUCGAAAUGACCGACGACAAUCGGGGAGAUGACUCGGGCCGCAUCAUCACCGCCUACCAGAACCGCGGCCAGAAGCUGUACGAGAACCGUCUAUGGGAUGAGAACGGUGAGGCCGUGCCCACCGAGAAGGAGAUUACACGCCAGCAGCCCCUGUCCAACGUGGCCAACACCCAGAGCCGCCGGAAGGACUUUGGCGCGCAGUACGAGAUGACCGAUGACUCGCCGCCCCCGAGCACGACCGGCGCUUCGGAGAACUACCCUGUUCCCGAGGACCGCAAGAAGGCCGUGAAGAUGAUGGAGGCGAACUGGGAAUCGUAUGAUGUGUCGCCCCAGCCCUCCAAGCCUGCUUAUUCGCGCAACAACCACGACCAGCGCAACAACCAUAACCAGCCUAGCUGGUCGAUGAACGGCGAGUAA
Messenger RNA from Penicillium lagena, 1695 nucleotides. RefSeq lists its product as uncharacterized. The transcript has 2 exons. The record is from RefSeq and is a predicted model, not a curated record. NCBI's taxonomy places the organism in Eukaryota, Fungi, Ascomycota, Eurotiomycetes, Eurotiales, Aspergillaceae. Bases 1 to 1695 code for a protein of 564 amino acids.